GUAUUUUAAAAAUGGAGGAAGAAUCCUUGGAUAGAAUCCAACCCCUUAAUAUAGAAGGACAAGAGACUAAGAAGCCUCAGAAACUUGAAAUGAGCAUGUCUUGGGAUGCUAGUGCUGCUGUAGUAUCUAUAACUGAGGAACCGAGUAAAUCCAACCGCAGAAAUAUUACUAUUGGGGCUGUGCUGAUGCUGAUUACCACAGCAUUGCUUACUUCAGGGCACUUUAUGGUAAAAUUAAUCACACAUCAUCAUAAAUACAUUACAUGAUUCGAUAUUUUGUUCUUUGUCGGGAUCAUGAAUGUUACAGCUUAUGGUAUCUUCGCUCGGUUUGCUGGAGCAGAACUUAAUUUCCUAAAACUUGACAAAAAGGUGACAAUGCUACUUUUUGGAAGAGGGAUAACAGGAAAUGUGAAUUUUGUGAUGAUACUUACCUCAAUAACAUUAAUUCCACUAUCAAAAGCAACACUAAUCCUCAGCUUGAAUCCUCUAUCUUGUGCAAUUGUUGCUGCAAUAUUUCUAAAAGAGAAGAUUUCUCCUCUCACUAUCGGAUGUAUCCUGGGCGCAUGAGGAGGAGUAUACCUCCUCACUAUCAAUAAGCAGAGUAAGGGUUCUGAAGAGGGCAGCUUAGUUGGAUACAUCGCUAUGAUCUUGGCAAGCUUUUUCUCUGGUGUAAUAUUCAUCUUCAUGAGGUCUCUGAACAACCAUAAAGCCCAUGUGUCCCAGUGCAACUUCUAUAUGGGAGCGUUUGCCUUGUUGCAAGGAAUCGUACUGUAUCUGACCACUGAUGGGCUCAUAAAUAUCCCGCGCUACACUAUGCUCGACUUCAUUGUUCUUUCAAGUCACGGAAUCUUUUCUGUUCUUUGGACUCUAUGCAUGUUCUUGGCUACUAAAUACACAGAAGCAUCAUUCGUAGCUCCAAUCAUCAACCUUGAAAACUUCUUCACGAUCUUCGGUGAUAUCUUCUUCUUCCACUACUUAUUCAUGACUACCGACUUCAUCGGGAUGACUAUUCUUGGUACUUGUAUUAUUGUUCCUAUCGUGUAUAACUACUAUAAGCAUUAAGACCAAGAAGUGGCAGGCAGGAAAGAAUAAGUGUAAUUCUUGGAUAAGACCUGU
Messenger RNA from Moneuplotes crassus, 1115 nucleotides. NCBI's taxonomy places the organism in Eukaryota, Ciliophora, Spirotrichea, Euplotida, Euplotidae. The record is from the annotation of a GenBank genome assembly.